AAAAAAAGAGUUGGAGUAAAUAUUUAUAGUGUUAUUGUUUAUAUUAUUAUUUAAAUUAAAUUGUAAAUAUUUAAAACAAAUGAAUAGUUAUAAUGCAGUUUUUAAGAAGAACAAAUAUACUGUCAAGAGCAAAAAUGAAAUAUGACAAUCAAAUAAACUGUAAAAUAAUAUUUAGAUGUUUAAAUUCUAACCUCAAAUUGUUGGUACCAGAUGAAGAAGAAGAGAGUAAUAAUUAUACAAUAAAUCAUCAUGUUGAUCAUCAAAAUAAACCAUCAUCAACAUUUGCAGAUUAUAAACAAUUUAUAAUACAAAAUUUAGGAGUUGAUGAAAAUGAAGCAAAUAUUUUAAUUCAUCGUAGUAAUAAAUUUCUUCAAAUUCCAUUGAAAACAAUUGAUCAUUGUUGUCAUAUUUGUCGAAUGAGAAAUAUUGAUAUGAAAAAUGGUCUAACUGAUAUUAAAUUUUUGGAAUUAAAUGAACAACAAUUGGAAGAAAGAAUAGCAUCACUCAAAGAAAUGGGAGCAAUGUACAUAACAACAACCAUGAUCACCAGAUGUGGUGGUUCUUCCAAUGUUGCAUUGUUCAAGGCAUUUGCUGAAAUUCCAAAAAACAAAAAUAUUUGUCAAGAGCUUUAUUCAAUUUUACAUGAUCCACCUCAUGAUGUACCAAAACUAGCUUCAAUAAGUGAAACGUUAUCAAUAAAAGAAUACAGAAAAUUAAUUAUAAAUCACUAUAUCAAAUGGAGACUUGAAUUUCCAUCUGAUCAAGAUAAAUUACUUAAACUUGUUACUUCAAAGCUAUUGUACAAAAGUUUUGCAAAUAUUAAAAAUAGUUUUGAUGUACUACAUUAUGAUUAUGGAUUACCAAUUGAAAUUAUUAGAACAAAAAGAUGUCUUGAAAAUACUUGUGCAAUUGAUAUGAAAAAAAUAUUAAAUGAAUUAAAAACAAUUUGUGGUUUAUCAGUAAAAUAUUUGUUGAAUCAUUGGCCACAACUUCAUAAAAUGAAAUAUGAAAAUGUAUCAAUGGCAAAAAAGUUAUUGGAAAAAUAUAAUUUUACAAAAAUACAAUUAGAAAAUUGUCCAGAAAUAUUAUUAGUUGAUGUUGAUAAUUUAAUUGAUGGUAUUGAGGCAAUAAACAAUCUACCAGAAUUAAAAGGAUUAAUCGAUCAUCCUUUAAUAUUGCAAAUUGUUUUGACAAAAGAUGGUAUCAGUAAUAGAAUUCAUUAUCUUAAAUAUCUAGGCUUUGCAUCUAAUUUUACAAUUAAAGUAUUAGGAUCAUCACUCAGUAAAUUUGACACAUACUUGAAAGACACAAGAAGCAGACACAAAGAUAAAGAAUUCUUUUUAGAUUUAGCUAAACAAAUUGGAAUUGAUUUUGUAAAAUUAAAAAUUGAAUUAAAAAAACAUCCAUUGUGGAAACGUGCAAAUGUUAUGUCAAUUUACGGUACUCGUAAAUAUUUAAUGGACAAUUUUGACAUUCAAGAUGUUCAUCAAAAUUUGCAAUUGUUAUUAUAUUCGAGAGAAAAAGUUGAAGGUAUAUGUAUCGAUUUAAUUAAAAUGAAUGAAUCAUUGAAUCAAGAGGAUCGUUAUACAUCUUGUCAAUUAUUGGCUUUGUGUAUUUAUGAAAUUGAAAAAGCGUAUCAUUUUACUGGUGAGGGUAUUUGGGAGUUGACUCGUGAAAUUCAAACAACCCCAAGAUAUCAACAAAAUGAAGAAGAAGAAGAAGAAGAAGAAGAAGAAGAACAUGAAAAAUAUUUAGAAGAUCCAAGAGUUGCUGGUGGUGAUGCUACUGAUGCUGCUGAUGAUGUUGAUGAUUAAAUAAUAAUAAUAAAAAUAAUUCACAAAUAAACGAGGAUGGCUGGAAGGCACCGCCCACGUUACCACAGUAGAUGACGAGUUGGGCCAAUAGGACGAGUGUGCUGGUACAACGACGUUAUGCUUUGGUGCCUUGUUGCCUUAUGAUGGACAUUUAUAAAUACAUGUAUAUACAUUUAUACAUCACGACCCGAUGAUGAUGAUGAUCAUCAUCAUCAUCAUGAUCAUGAUCGUGUACAAGCUACAAGCCAUAUUUUUAUGAUGCCAAAUGAUGACUGAGGAGAUAACAUAUGCGGGUUUUGCUUGCUUACUUACUUUGAAUUUUCUUAUAAUACUUUUUUUUUUGUUUUAGCAAGACUGUUUUUAUUGUUGUCCAUCAGCAUUGAUUGAAACAUUCUAGAUCUGAAAUUAAUUUAUCAUUUACUUUUUCUUCUUCUUCAUGAUUAAUUACUGUAAUCUAUUAAUUAAAUAUUUAAAUAUCGAGAAUGAUAAGGAACCAUCUCGACUGCUUGACAAUCUGAUACUGGAAUGACAAACUCGUUGUU
Messenger RNA from Aphidius gifuensis, 2356 nucleotides. It is a transcript of the gene mTerf5, whose product is annotated as transcription termination factor 5, mitochondrial. Lineage: Eukaryota; Metazoa; Arthropoda; Insecta; Hymenoptera; Braconidae. The record is from RefSeq and is a predicted model, not a curated record. The coding region runs from base 93 to 1814 and encodes 573 amino acids. The transcript has 7 exons.